Molecule: messenger RNA, 3230 nt
Organism: Ilex paraguariensis (yerba mate)
Lineage: Eukaryota; Viridiplantae; Streptophyta; Magnoliopsida; Aquifoliales; Aquifoliaceae
Source: the annotation of a GenBank genome assembly
UAUAUAUCUGCAAAAAAAGUCCAUAUUUCUCUAUCUCUGUGCCCAGUCUCCAGAUAUUUUUCCGGCGAUCAAACACCAUGUCGACGGUUGCAAUGGAGCCUAUCCUCCGCCACUCUCACAGGAAAACCGCCAAAAUUCGCAUUAAUUCCGGGAAAAUCCCUCCAUCUUCUUUGAAUUACACUUUGAGGCCACUCUCCAAUGGCAAGAGCUUCUGCAACUUCAGACCUCAUAAGCCUCCUCUCGCUAUCACUCUCAGAGCUAGCUCCGUCAGCGACACGGCCGUCGUUGAAACCUCUAAAUCCGCAGAUGUGUUUUACGAAGAAACAUUUCCUGUAAAACGAACUGAAAAGGUAGAGGGAAAGAUAUCAAUCGGUUUAGAGAGUUUGAAAGAUAAGGAGGAUUGGCGGCUUACAGUGGGAUGUAAUCUUCCAGGGAAGUGGAUUCUUCACUGGGGGGUUCAUUAUGUUGGUGAAGUUGGCAGUGAAUGGGAUCAACCUCCUAUUGAGAUGAGACCCCCAGGUUCUAUAUCCAUCAAGGACUAUGCAAUUGAGACUCCCUUGGAAAAAUCAUCCACAUCAUUGGAAGGAGAUACAUUUCACAAAGUGAAGAUUGACUUCAAUACUAAGAGUUCAAUUGCAGCUAUAAAUUUUGUCCUAAAGGAUGAGGAAACUGGAGCUUGGUAUCAGCACAGAGGGAGAGACUUCAAAGUGCCCCUUAUUGAUUACCCGCGUGAUGAUGACAAUAUGGUAGGAGCUAAAAAGGGCUUUGGCAUAUGGCCAGGGGCAUUGGGACCGCUAUCCAACAUGCUCCUCAAAUCAGAAGUACCUCAUUCUACAGGUGAAGACAGCAGUAGUUACUCAAGAGAACCUAAUCAACAAAAUAGGUGCCUUGAACGGUUCUAUGAAGAGUGUUCCAUUGUGAAAGAAGCUCUUGUAGAUAACUUGCUAAGUGUUUCCGUUAGGAGAUGUCAACAAACAUCCAAGAAUCUUGUGUAUAUAGAAACCAAUGUACCGGGAGAUGUGGUUGUUCACUGGGGAGUUUGCAAAGAUGAAAGUAAAAAGUGGGAAAUUCCUGCUGAGCCAUAUCCAGCUGGGACCACAGUAUUCAAGAAAAAGGCUUUGCGGACAUUGUUGCAGCGGAAAGAUGGUGGACAUGGCAGUUGGGGAUUAUUUACCUUGGAUGAAGAACUUGUUGGAUUUCUUUUUGUGCUGAAGCUAAAUGAAAACACAUGGUUAAAUAGUAUGGGAAAUGACUUCUACAUACCCCUUUCAAAUUCAAGCUUUUUGCACACUCAACUUAGACAAAUUCAGUCUGAAGGACAGGGACAAAAGGGUAUUUCCAAAGGAGAGGAAUCUGGUACACCAAUAUCUGGAGAGGGUGGAGAAGGAAAUCAAGCAGUUUCUAUUUAUACUGAGGAAAUCAUCAAUGAAAUAAGGAAUUUGGUUAGCGACAUUUCCUCUGAAACUAGUCGACACACACAGAGCAAAGAAGCACAAGAGAGCAUUCUUCAAGAAAUUGAGAAGCUGGCUGCAGAAGCCUAUAGUAUAUUCAGAAGCUCUAUUCCGACUUUUUCAGAGGAGGCUAUAUUAGAAGCUGAGGUGUUAAAACCCCCUGUAAUUAUAUCUUCAGGGACAGGCUCUGGUUUUGAAAUUCUGUGCCAGGGAUUCAAUUGGGAAUCUAAUAAAUCUGGAAGAUGGUACAAGGAGCUCUAUGAAAAGGCUGAAAAACUGUCCUCACUUGGUUUCACUGUUGUUUGGUUACCCCCGCCUACAGAAUCUGUGUCACCUGAAGGCUAUAUGCCAACAGAUUUAUAUAACUUAAACUCCAGAUAUGGCAGUUUUGAUGAGCUGAAAGUUCUUGUCAGUAAGUUUCAUGAAGUUGGUAUCAAAGUUCUUGGAGAUGUUGUUUUAAAUCACCGCUGUGCACAAUUUAAAAAUCAAAAUGGUGUUUGGAAUGUUUUUGGUGGUCGGCUAAAUUGGGAUGAUCGUGCAAUCGUUGCUGAUGAUCCACAUUUCCAGGGAAGGGGGAACAAGAGCAGUGGAGAUAAUUUCCAUGCUGCUCCAAACAUUGAUCAUUCACAAGAAUUCGUGAGGAGGGAUCUCAAAGAAUGGUUAUACUGGCUGAGGAAAGAAAUUGGGUAUGAUGGAUGGAGGCUUGACUUUGUUCGGGGAUUUUGGGGUGGCUAUGUCAAGGACUACUUGGAUGCCAGCGAGCCCUACUUUGCUUUAGGCGAGUAUUGGGAUUCACUUAGUUACACAUAUGGUGAGAUGGACCACAAUCAAGAUGCACAUCGGCAGAGAAUUAUUGACUGGAUUAAUGCCACGAAUGGAACUGCUGGUGCAUUUGAUGUUACAACAAAGGGAAUUCUUCAUUCUGCACUUGAAAGAUGUGAAUAUUGGAGGUUAUCAGAUCAGAAAGGGAAACCUCCAGGGGUUGUUGGGUGGUGGCCUUCUCGUGCUGUUACCUUUAUAGAGAAUCAUGAUACUGGUUCUACUCAGGGUCAUUGGAGAUUUCCAGGCGGAAAGGAGAUGCAAGGGUAUGCGUACAUCCUGACUCAUCCAGGGACACCGACCGUUUUCUAUGAUCACAUUUUCUCUCACUAUGAAUCUGAAAUUUCACAACUAAUCUCUGUCAGAAACCGGAACAAAAUCCAGUGUCGGAGUACAGUUCAAAUAACCAAGGCAGAAAGGGAUGUUUAUGCGGCAAUGAUUGAUGAAAAAGUGGCAGUGAAGAUUGGACCAGGGUAUUAUGAGCCCCCGAAUGACUCCCAAAAAUGGUCUUUAGCCGUUGAGGGAAAUGAUUACAAGGUCUGGGAAGCAUCAUAAGAAUCGCAGCAACUUUCUCUGUAUCUAAAGCUGUAAAAUAAUUAAAGAAUGUCUCCAUUCGAUCUACAUACUGAAUCGGAACUAAGGAGGACAGAACACUAAACUUAUUCAACAUUGAUGUUGGAGUUAGCGUCGACUUGCAGCUACCGGAUCUAUAUACAGUAUACAGAGGAUUGAGAACAAGAUGCCUAUGAAAAAAGGUUAGUCGAAAGCCAUCAUCAUGUUCAGUGAAGAAGUGGGAAGUGAAGAAAUUGAAAUUAAUUGUCCUUUCUUGUAAUUGUACUUUCUUGUAAUUGUACUUGCAUACUUGAAUUACAAUGCAAUAAACAUGAUUGAUCGCCCUACUAUAAUAGUUGCCAUAAACAAUGUAACAUUUUUCGAUAUAAGAAAUAAGAUUACUCGAUG